AUGGAGACAUUGGUGGAUUUAUUAGGAGUUGCAGGUCGCCGCCAUGGCUUACCGAUGGUGGUUUGUUGUAGUUCUCGCGACGAACUCGACGCCGUCUGUUCCGCUGUCUCCAACCUCCCGUGCAUUUCUCUUGCCUAUCUGUACAGUGACCUAGCUGAAUCGGACCGAAACGUAGUUUUAGAGGAAUUUAGGAAAGCAACAGUAAGGUGGAGCCAAAAUGUAAAUGCUGCUCAAUUAGGAGAUGGCAGUGGCGGCGUUUGUAGCGGUGUUGAAAUCGGAAAUAAUGAUGAGAAUAAUAAUAAUAAUAAUCAUACUAAAUCACAUAUGAUAGUUGUAACAGAUGCCUGUCUUCCUCUUCUUGCGUUGGGCGAGGCUCCUGUUUCCGCUCGUGAAACAUAUUUGAGACGCAUGAACACUUGCUUGGCUGCAGAUGGGAUUGUAAUCAAUUUAGUUGUUGGUGGUGAAGUGGUAACUCUUAAAAGCGUUGAAGAAAGCAGCAGCCUUGUCAUAGCUGAAAUGCCCAUAAAUGUGAGUUUGUUGCGUGUUAUCUGUUCUCCUAUUAAUGAGUUUGAAAAUAUAUCAGGGUAG
Dovyalis caffra is the source of this 588-nucleotide messenger RNA. Lineage: Eukaryota; Viridiplantae; Streptophyta; Magnoliopsida; Malpighiales; Salicaceae. The record is from the annotation of a GenBank genome assembly.